AUGACGGCCAAUUUGGCUGGCGUCAUUCAGAAUUCGCAGCAACAAACGCUACAGCCACCUCCCCCACCUCUAGCAGGAAUAGAAAUCCCUCCACCACCUCCACCAGUGAUUCUAAGACAGGAAGGUGAACCAAAUGUAAGGGAGUUCCUCAAACUGAAGCCCCCAACCUUUAGUGGAGGGAUGGAUGCCAGAAUUGUCAAAUCUUGGAUUUCAGCUCUUGAAAAGAUCUUUAAGGUAAUGCGCUGCAAUGAUCAACAAAAGGUGGUGUUGGCAGCCUAUCAGUUGCAAGGCGAAGCAGAACGAUGGUGGGAAAUAAUUGAGCCUCAGAAUCGAAGAAUCAACUGGAGGCAGUUUCUCGAGUUGUUCAAAGGAAAAUAUCUCCCUCAAUCGGUCCAAGAUGCGAAGUCUACAGAGUUUCAACAAUUGAAGCAACGUGGAUUUAUGUCGGUAGCCGCAUAUGAAGCCGAAUUUACUAAUCUCGUUGAGUAUGCGCCGCACAUAGUCGCUGAUGAAAAUAAGAAGGCUCGAAAGUUUGAGGAUGGAUUGAAGUACGAAAUUAGGAAAGUUGUGCGACCAAUGAGGCUGCCAACGUAUGCUGAUGUGGUGGAUCGAGCUCUAUCGGUGGAACAAGAGAUUGAAGAAUCAAGGAGAUUCACUAAGAAUCGUAAAAGACAAAAUUUUGGCAUUAGAAACAAGAAUGGAGGAGGAGCAAACAAGAAACAAAACACCGAACCAACGAAGAAUAAUAGACAAGGUGGAAAUCAUAUAGCACCAAAGUGUCGAACCUGUGGAAGAGAACAUUUUAGAGCCUGUCGUGUAAACAUCACUUGUUAUGCUUGUAGCCGCUAG
This is a messenger RNA of Rhododendron vialii, 849 nucleotides long. RefSeq lists its product as uncharacterized. The transcript has a single exon. The record is from RefSeq and is a predicted model, not a curated record. Lineage: Eukaryota; Viridiplantae; Streptophyta; Magnoliopsida; Ericales; Ericaceae. The coding region runs from base 1 to 849 and encodes 282 amino acids.